Messenger RNA from Durusdinium trenchii, 2973 nucleotides. The record is from the annotation of a GenBank genome assembly. Lineage: Eukaryota; Dinophyceae; Suessiales; Symbiodiniaceae.
AUGGAAGGCUUCAAUUUGGACCGGAAAGGCUCCGCGACCUCGUUCAGCGCACCGUCCGCCAACGACGAUGGAGAGGAUGCAGAAGAGCUCAGACUCUUCAAGCUUCGAUAUCGCCUCUUUGGUUUUUUGUGCUUGCAUUGUUUCGCUUAUGUUGCAGAAUUUGGGGCCAUUCUGGAUUUUGCCAUCGGUGGGAACUUCAAAUUGCUCUUCUCGAUGAGCGUGCCGUUGGUCCUCUCAGGCCUCUUGUGCACGCACGCCGCAUGGAACGCUGAGCCGACACAGCUCACCUGGUGGUGGGGCUUGCCCUUGCGCUCCCAGUCGCCACUCGUGAGAUGGACCCUUUGGGCACCUUUGGGUUUCCUGCAGGGUGUGAUCAUCUUGCUGGCGUGGGAUCAGUACUUGGAGCGCAAGAACCAUGUGGAUAACAGAACGAAAGACAAGGACAUGUGGAACCGCUAUCACUGCAAAGCAGUGGCCUCGCUUUGCGAAGGGCUCCCAGCCUUGUCCGUUGUGGUCUAUACCUCCUGGAACAUGAACUAUCCAGAGGAUGCACCAACCUUGAGAAUGUUCUGGCCCUACGAGCAACACUUCCUAAGUGUGGUCGGGCUUUGCUUAUUUAUCUCCUCGGGCUUUGGCAUUGUCGAGCUGGACUUCUGCUGUUCGAAAACGGUGUCACAGAGGAUGAAGAAGUCCGUGCUCUAUGAGGUUAUUCAUCACACCUUCCGCAGCUGCGAGGUCACGUGCCGCACCAUGAUGCACGUGAGCUUUUGUGUGAUCACCAAGCGCUUGGUGAACUGGUGGUGGUGCCCCUUCGUCUUCAUGAACCUCGUGCUCCCCAAUCUGAUGGUAUUGGUGUAUGGUGGGGACGAGAGCUCACGCUUGGUGCGCUUCGUGUGUUGCCUACCUUGCGCUUGGGUGAAUAUCUUCAUGUUUGUGGACUCACCCUACAAGCGCCGCGCUGCCCGGAUCAUCAGCUUUUGGUAUGACAUCCGGUUCGCAUUGGAGAUCUUCCUACUUCCGGCGUUGGCUUGUGCUGCAGCUGUCUGGGUACAUGGUUUCCAAGGAGAUACUUUGUCUAUGAUCCUCCUUCAUCCUUUUCAACUUCAUCCAGGUUUGUGUGGCUUUGGGAUUUUCUGUAUUCUGAUGUACCUGACCCUGCGGAUGUAUGUGCGGGUCUCUGUGUCAAGGCAGAUGGAUGCCAUCGAUAUCUACACUCCCUGUGAGCAGGGUCAGAAGGAGGUGGUCCAGGAGGUCAUGGUCACCUUGGGCGCAGAGGUGCGAGAGCUCACGAGGAGUGCCUCUGCCGACAUCGAUCUCAACAGGGCAGAUGUGGAUGGCCUCACGCCUUUAAUGAUGGCUUGCCGAAGGGGGCACACGGAGGUGUGCGAGCUCCUGGUGCAGCGGGGCGCCUUUGUAAGCAUCGUGCACAAGGGCGAGCCCGGUAUCCGGAACUGGUCGAUCGCCUGCUGGCGUGGUUGGACUGCCCUCCACAUGGCUGCCCGGCACAACCAUCACAGGAUCAUCCGCAUCUUUGCCAACAAUGGUGCCUCCCAAGAGGACAGCCAGUACUUAGAUGCCAAGUCCGAGACGCCGCUGCACGUGGCCGCGUGGGCGGGUGCCUUCGAGGCUGCCAAGGAGUUGGUCCAGCACUGGCCCCAGUGGCUGUCGGCCGAGAACAAGCACAAGAAGAACCCCCAAGAUUUGGCGCAGAAUCAUCGGCUGAAGCAGCUCUUAAAGCCGUCCAGCUCGUGGUUCCACAACGCCGAGGAGGGCACCACCUCUGACAUGGGCUCCUACCGGCCGCAGGUGAGCUCGCAUCGCACGUCCUCCAGCAUCGAAGUGUGGCUCUCGGUGCCGCUGCACAUCUCCCGCAAGCGUGUGCACCUGCGGGCGCCCGGGCUGUGCUCCUACGUGGCCGCCAGCUGCGGAGGCGCCUUGGGACGCUUGUGCCUCAUCACGGGUGACGAAGAAGCCGAUCAGAACGAGGAGCUGCAGCUAAGCGAUUUGGUGCCCAUUGACAGGAUGGGGAACCAAGUGCCUUUCAACCAGGCGAUCAUUGGGGAGGGCGCCUUUGGACAGGUCUUCCGGGCGAGACAUCGGCGAAGAGAGACCUUGUAUGCCGUGAAGGUCUUCAAGACCCAACGCUCCCAGCGGGGCGUGUCGCCGGAAGUGGCCCGGGAGUGCGAGGUGGGAACGCAUGUGCGACAAACCCCGCAUCCCUGCAUUGUGAAGCUUCACAUGGUCACCUUCGAUGAAGACUUGGGGCUCUACACGCUGGUGAUGGAGUUUUGCCCCAGCAACCUCUUUCAGCAAGUGCAUACGGCAAAUCUGGAAGCUCUGUCCAAGUCGACGCAUUAUAAGCCCAUGCCGCAAACUCUCGAUUGGCUUGGCCAGGUCUUCCUAGGCCUCGAACACAUGCAUCAUCGCCUGAACAUGCUCUUUCGGGAUUUGAAGCCUGCGAACGUGAUCCUGGACAGCGCCUUGUGCGCCAAGCUGGCGGACUUCGGCUCGGGGCGCAUGGGCCCCAGCGCUGGGGCCUACUCUUUCGGUCAUCCCGCGGGAACGAUGGGCUACUGCGCGCCCGAGGUGCUGGGCGGAAUGCCCCAUGAUGAGACGGCUGACUUGUAUUCCUUGGGUGUUUUGACUUGGCUUCUCUUCACGGGUGGGAUGCCUGGCACGCAGCCACCAGUGCAGCCGCGCCCCGAGGUCCACCAACAUCUCUAUGACUGGAUGUUGUUGCGGAAGUGCGUGGAGGACAACCUUCCGGCCUUCCGGUCGGUGGAGGGCGCGGAGCCGGAGGACGCCCGCAACUGCGUGCACCUCUUCGUGCAGCCGCCCGACCGGAGGAUGAGGCACAAGGAGCUGCGGGCACACCCUCUCUUCCAGAGCCUGAAGCUGCCAAGCUAUGAAGCCGGACCCACACAGGUGGAAACCUGGCUGGACGAACGGGGUUUCUUGAAGCGGCAGCGCUGA